Halichondria panicea is the source of this 1748-nucleotide messenger RNA. RefSeq names its product beta-1,3-N-acetylglucosaminyltransferase lunatic fringe-like. The coding region runs from base 1 to 1683 and encodes 560 amino acids. The record is from RefSeq and is a predicted model, not a curated record. Gene Ontology annotation, molecular function: O-fucosylpeptide 3-beta-N-acetylglucosaminyltransferase activity. Gene Ontology annotation, biological process: regulation of Notch signaling pathway. The transcript has 8 exons. Lineage: Eukaryota; Metazoa; Porifera; Demospongiae; Suberitida; Halichondriidae. Gene Ontology annotation, cellular component: membrane.
AUGGCAAAGAAGAAUUGUUCACUGUGGUUGAUAUGUGCAGUAAUAUUGCUACUGAUUACUCAAGGCUAUUUUAUGACAAAGGUUCUAAGCCCCAAGAUUCCUAACCUUAACCGAGACAGUUCAACAUUUUUAACCACAACUUUGGAUACAUUCAUCUUCAAGAAAGCCUACAUAGAUGUUGAUCACAAUUCAGCUCAAGAAGAUAAAAGAGACGAAUCACUAGACUCUUAUAAACCACAUGCUGAUAAACCUGUAGCUGUGAACGAAGCAGGUAGAAACAACUUGGAAAAAGUGGUCGAUGGAUUACCGCAGAAAAGAACAGCUUUACAACACCACCCAGCUCAGGAAAAUGAACCUGUGGUUGUAGACGGAGUAAAUAAAAACAACUUGGAAAAAGUGGCUACAUUAUCACAGAAAAAAGUAGCUUUACGACACCACCCAGCUCAGGAAAAAGAUACUUAUAAACCUGUGGACGGAGCAAGUAAAAGCAACUUGGAAAAAGUGGUCCAUAGAUUGCCGCAGAAAAAAGUUGCUUUACCGCACCACUCAGCUCAGGAAAACGAAAUAUUAGAUGCUUAUAAACCUGUGGCUGUGGACGGAGCAAGUAAAAGCAACUUGGUCCAUGGAUUAUUGCAGAAACAGAAAAAAGCAGCUUUACAACACCACCACUUGAAGAGACGUCACUUUAAUUUAUCGUUGUUAUUUGCUAAGUAUCUAGCUGAUAAUGAUCCUGGACCCUUAGUAGAAACAGAUGACACACUGACUCCACGACCUUUAACUGCUAACGAACAAGCUGGUAACAACAUAUUGUUUACGUUGAGGACCACAAUGAAGUACCAUGAGCAAAGACUGCCAGUUUUGUUUGAUACUUGGCUCACUACAGUCAACACCAGUAACGUAUUUCUGGUCACAGAUGGAGGAGAUACGAAAUGGAAAGGGAGAGCUGGACUCAAGUACAUCGAUGUUCCUUGCCAUGCAUCAUAUCAAAGAAAUGACCUUUGCUGCAAGGCUGGCACUGAGCUGUCCCUGAUGUUCAGAGAUGAGAACCUCCAUUAUGAUUGGUUAUGCCAUGUUGAUGACGAUAUUUACGUACUGUUGAGGUCUUUAGUUGAGCAGCUGUCAAAGUUCCGACCAAGAGAAGAACCAAUUUACUUUGGACGCUCUGGAUCAGCUUGGACUAUACCCAGAGCUGUGAUACACGGGGCAAAGUACGGGAAGCCUGGACAAAAGUAUCACUUUGCUGUUGGUGGGAUGUAUUGUCUAAGUAGAGCCAUGCUGGAGCUCGCCAAGCCUUAUCUAGUAGGUGGGCAAGAGUUUGCAAACUCUUGCAGCAAUACUCUAGAGCCAGAAGAUGUGACUGUGGGCGUAGUGGUAGGAGUGUUGCUGAAUCAGAAUUUGUCAAGAACGGAGAUGAUCUACACCCACGGACUAGGACUAUGGGAUGCGACAAAGAGGUUACAAAAGGAGCUGGACGAAAAGAUUGCUUAUGCUUAUGGCUGGGGUGCAAUUAAUUGGGGUGCGCCCGGAACAUUCAACCAUAUCGCUGUGCCUCAGGCCCUCUACUCUGAACAAGAAGACAAAACACAAUUUUACUCUCUACACUGCUUUCUCUACCCAUCACUGCCCCGCUGUACCAAAAAAGCACGAGAUAACUAUAUUAAACGACGAAAAAAACCAAAAUAAUUCUGCUUUUAUAAUUUUGUGCUUAUUUUCCAACCAAUAAUUAUAUCAUUUAUUCUUAAAUUGAA